AUGUCUGGUGCAGCCGUCACUUCUGGGGCCGUAUUGAAUUCAGGAUGGUAUACGAAUGCUUAUUCCGGCCCAUUCCGAUCAGGUAGAUUGAGAGCACCUUCUUUACUUCCAGGAGGUAGAAGACCUACCGUCAUACCCGUACAACAGACUUUGGUUGUUGACGUUGCACACAAUCAUAAUCACAACAAUGAAGAUAACGCAAAUGUCAGAAGAAGGGAGACUAUAUUCGGUCCAGACGUGGGUGAAGACGACGAACCUGGGUGGACAGAAGAUAAAGGUCAAGAGAUUGGCGUCGAGAAGAUCAAACAAUGGGUAGAGAAAAGUAAGAAUGAAGAGGGCCUUCACGCAACAACAACGCUCCAAGCACUUGUAAACCUUAAAAGGCCUACAUUACUCUUGCAACAGCUUGAACAACCGAUUUCUGAUGAAGCAAGUGGUCGACCUUCCAUUGAAAGUACAACCGAAGAAGAACAAGACAUCACAUUAGUAUCUUCAUCACCCAUAUCUAUUUCAAGUCCUAGAAAACGAGCUUCGACAAUUUCUACUACACCUUUACACACCUUAACAUUCAAAUAUGAUGCGACAACACCUCAAGUAAGGAUUCAAUUGGAGAUUUAUCCUUCUCCUCAACCCGAACUUGCUAUUAUAGAAGGUAAAGAAUCGAUUGUAGAAGAUCAUGAACCUAAAAUCAUUUAUUCAGGUGUACAUAAUGGUGGAUUUAAUCAAUCUUUCACUUUACCUCAUACUUCUGCAUUGGACUUAAGCUCAGCUAUCAUCCCUCAAGAAGAACAAGAACAGAAUAUGAAGAAUGAAGCUGAAUUACAGAAUACAACUAACAACUCAAAUGGUAAUAAUGGUACCACGUUAUCCAACAGUCAAGUGCCGCCACCAGUGACUACUUCAAAUGACGAAAAUCAAUCAAGAUGGGGAAGAGGUUUAUUCAGAAGGAACAGACAAGAUGAUUUGGAAUCAGGUACAAAUGGAAUCGAAAUGACAAACACAACAAAUCGUCUCGAUGAAAAUGGUCAACCUAUCAACCCUAUCAUCAACAAUGAAAAUGGGAUAAAUGACGUUCCAGGUCAACACCAAAACGAGGCUGAAAAGAAGAAAGAAAACGAAAGAGGUAUGAGACUGUUGAUCAGGAUUGAUGGUGUGGGAAACGAAGGUCAAGCAUUACCACGAAAAAACGCUCAACUCACUCAUAUACUCAUCAGUGGCACUUGGGCAGCUGAGAAUACAGCUACUGCUUCAAUCAAUCCUGUUCAAGCCACAUCUGCUGGUAAGAGAGUAUGGGUCGUCAAAGUUGCUCGAAGAGAAGCUAUUAUUGGUUCACACACUUUCCUCCUCAAGGAAAUAUAUGGACUUUCGUCAACCUCGACUACCUCGUCUUCCAAUUCGCAAUAUCCACCAACCCAAGAUGAUCCAUAUGCAUCCACACCGAAUGAAUGUAUUGUCUGUUUGACUUCACCUCGAGAUGUUGUCUUAUUGCCUUGUCGACAUCUGGUAGUCUGUAGAGACUGUGCGGUUGGAAUGGUAGAAUAUGGUGCAGGAGGUAAAGUAGGUAGAAGAGAAGAUGGAGAAACUGCAGGUGGAGCAGAAGCAUCAAAUGGUGGUACCGGCACCACUGCCGCGAAUGGUGCAGGCACUACUGCAACCACUGCUGGACAACCGCAAGUCGCAGGCGGAACGACCACAACAGGAAGGGAGAGAAGAAAGAAGAAGGUCAAGGGAUGGUAUUGUCCCGUGUGUCGACAGCCAUACACAUCGUUGCUGCGAUUAGCACUUCCUGAAUCGGAUAAACCAUCCACAAACGAAUUGAGCAGAGUACCGUCUCGAGCUGCAUCAGUCCGAACUACCAGAACAGCCAGGUCAAUGAGAGCACCUUCUAUCGCACCUACGUUACCUGAUGGAGCAGAAAGGAUGCUUGAUUCCUUGAGACCAGCCCAUGCAGAUGCAGAUGUAGACGAUAUCGAGAGUGAUAAUGGCGAUACCACUAGGAUUAAUGAAAGACCUCAAUUCGUUUUGAGCGAUGAAGGUAAACAAGAGACUGAACAUGAAGAAAACGCCAACGUCAAUGUACAAGUCAAUCAAGUUGAUCACUCAUUUAAUGGAUUGGAUCUAGCUCCACCUGUCAAUACCACCCACAAUCAUCACGAACAGACGGAAACCAAUGGAAGAUCAAGUCUAGAAGGUAAAGGAUGGAAACAAGUACCUUAG
Kwoniella shivajii is the source of this 2217-nucleotide messenger RNA. RefSeq lists its product as uncharacterized. The record is from RefSeq and is a predicted model, not a curated record. The transcript is spliced from 6 exons. Gene Ontology annotation, cellular component: cytoplasm. NCBI's taxonomy places the organism in Eukaryota, Fungi, Basidiomycota, Tremellomycetes, Tremellales, Cryptococcaceae. Gene Ontology annotation, biological process: protein ubiquitination. The coding region runs from base 1 to 2217 and encodes 738 amino acids. Gene Ontology annotation, molecular function: ubiquitin protein ligase activity.